This is a messenger RNA of Daucus carota subsp. sativus, 1264 nucleotides long. RefSeq lists its product as uncharacterized. The record is from RefSeq and is a predicted model, not a curated record. Bases 190 to 1008 code for a protein of 272 amino acids. NCBI's taxonomy places the organism in Eukaryota, Viridiplantae, Streptophyta, Magnoliopsida, Apiales, Apiaceae. The transcript has 9 exons.
AAUCACCUAUAUAACAUGCUCUGCCCAACUGCUUCAUCCCACACUUUCUCUCUUUUUCUCUGUUUCUGUUGAAUCAUACACUGAAUCUACCCAUCUUUAAAUUUCUAUUAUUUCCUGUAUUGAUUAUUAAGGAAGAUGUAUCAAACAUUAAGUUUGCUCAAAUCUGAAGCAGAAGACUAUUUGAGCUAAAUGGAUUACCAAAAUCAGUACCUAUCAAAGUCAGGAUAUGAAUGCCUUCUCUUCGAUGUUGAUGAUACUCUAUAUCCGUUUAGUUCCGGAUUGUCCACUCAAUGCACCAAGAACAUUACAGAAUAUAUGAUUCAAUAUCUUGGAAUAGAUGCUACUAAUGCUUCUGAGAUGUGUCUGAAACUGUACAAGGACUAUGGCACAACGAUGUCAGGCCUCCGGGCCAUUGGUUAUGAUUUUGAUGAUGAUCAUUAUCACAGUCUUGUUCAUGGGAGAUUACCGUAUCAGAAUCUGAAACCAGACCCUGUUCUUAGGAAUCUUUUGCACAGCAUACCCAUUCGUAAAGUUAUUUUUUCGAAUGCAGAUGAAGCCCAUGUCGCUAAGGUUCUUAGCAUACUUGGAUUAGAGGAUUGCUUUGAAAGUGUUAUAUGCUUUGAGACAUUAAACCCAACCCACAAAAGUAACAUAACUGAUGAUGCUAGAAACUCUGGUGAAGAUGGAAAUGAUUCAGCACUCCUGGAGUCUCCCAUCAUCUGCAAACCAUUUAAAAUUGCUUUUGAAGAGGCUUUUAAGAUAGCUAACAUAAACCCUGAGAAAACACUCUUUUUUGAUGACAGUGCACGCAAUUUGCAAACUGCUAUACGUAUGGGGCUCCACACUAUGGUGGUGGGAUCUUCUUACCGUGCUAAGGGCGUGGAUUAUGCAUUAGAGAGUAUCCAUAACAUCAGAGAAGCAUUGCCAGAGCUGUGGGAAACACUUGAGAAGUCUGAAGAAGUUCUCUAUUCCAGGGAAGCUGCAAUUGAGACGAUUGUGAGAGCUUAAGUGUGUGACUAAGGACUUAGGGAUAACCUAGUUUUAAAAGUCUAUCUCAUCUUCCAUUUGAAUUCUCGAAAUGGUAGAGGCUGCAAUGAAAGAAAAACUGUGUGAUUCUUGCAAGCAAGGAAAUAUCAUGGUCUGUAGGGUUUCCAACCCAACUGUGUAAUAAACCUACAUAGUGGAUUUAGAUUUUAAAUCUGACCACAUUAUCUGUAAAACUAUAUAUAUAAUAAAUUGAUUUAACAAUCUGAUUACUGAUCAA